This is a messenger RNA of Schistosoma haematobium, 1510 nucleotides long. RefSeq names its product V-type proton ATPase subunit d 1. Gene Ontology annotation, molecular function: proton-transporting ATPase activity, rotational mechanism. NCBI's taxonomy places the organism in Eukaryota, Metazoa, Platyhelminthes, Trematoda, Strigeidida, Schistosomatidae. The transcript has 6 exons. The record is from RefSeq and is a predicted model, not a curated record. Gene Ontology annotation, biological process: vacuolar acidification; vacuolar transport; proton transmembrane transport. Gene Ontology annotation, cellular component: plasma membrane proton-transporting V-type ATPase complex; proton-transporting V-type ATPase, V0 domain; vacuolar proton-transporting V-type ATPase complex. The coding region runs from base 56 to 925 and encodes 289 amino acids.
CCUAAUUUUUUCAAGGACGGGAGUCAUUGAGGAUUGUGGUUUUGGCGGCUUCAUAAUGACAGAAAUUCUACCGAUUUCUUUGGUGAAUUUCAAUGCAGAUAGUGGUUAUUUAGAAGGUCUAGCACGUGGAAUUAAGGGUGGACUUCUAAAGCAAGCUGAUUACCACGUGCUAGUACAGUGUGAAACAUUGGAUGACCUAAAGCUCCACCUGCAUGAUACUGACUAUGGGGAAUUUCUUGCCAAUGAACCUGGACCUUUGACUGUGGGGAUCAUUGAAGAAAGAAUUCGCGAAAAGUUUGUGUCUGAGUUCCGACACAUACGCAACCAAGCUGUAUACCCAUUAUCUUUAUUCUUGGAUUACAUCACAUACAGCUAUAUGAUUGAUAAUAUCGUGCUUCUGAUAACAGGGACUCUCCAUGGAAGACCGAUAUCCGAACUUAUGACUAAAUGCCACCCUCUUGGAACAUUUCUGGAAAUGGAAACCCUGAAUAUUGCAACUAACCCAGCUGAGUUAUACAAUGCUGUACUCGUGGACACGCCUCUAGCUCCAUUCUUUAUUGAUUGUAUUUCGGAGCAAGACUUAGAUGAACUUAAUAUAGAGAUAAUACGUAACACUUUGUACAGGGCGUAUAUUGAAGAUUUUUAUGCCUUCUGUAAGUCACUGGGUGGAAUUACUGCGGAGGUGAUGUGUGAGUUGUUGGCAUUUGAAGCUGACAGAAGGGCGUUUAUCAUAACAAUCAAUUCAUUCGGAACAGAACUCUCAAACGAAGAUAGAUCCAAACUUUAUCCUCGCUGCGGAAAACUUAACCCUGAGGGGCUUGUUCAGCUUGCUAAGGCUAACGAUUACGAACAAGUAAAAUCCGUUGCAAGAACUAUUCCUCCUUGUUUGAAGAAACUGGCGAGGGCUUUGGAGAUAAGACAUUAGAAGAUAAAUUCUUUGAAUAUGAAGUCCAAUUGAAUGUAGACGCCUUCUUACAGCAGUUUCAUUAUGGUAUAUUCUAUGCCCUUCUUAAAUUAAAGGAACAAGAAAUGAGAAACAUUGUUUGGAUUGCGGAAUGCGUUUCUCAACGUCAUCGUACCAAAAUUGACUCUUAUAUCAAUAUUUUAUGACAUGAAUAUGAUGUUUUGUUGGAAAACUAUUCCACGCUUAAAAUGCGUUCUAAGCAUAAUGUUUUUGACUAUUAUAUCUUACUUUGGAUUUAUUUAUAAUUUAAACUCGUUAAAAAUUUACGUAAAUUAUUUUUUCUGUAUGAUUAAUUCCAAGUGAUUAUCAAAACGUUUAAGUCGUCUGAAUCAUUAAUAUCAAUUUUGAGAUUUCCUUUCGCAACUAUCAUUUUACUUGGAUUCUUUCAUUCUUUCUCCUAACACCUGGUUCUUUGUUAAUGUUGUGUUGGAAUGUCAAUAAGCUAUGUUGCAGUUCUCUGAAUUUUGUUUAACUAGGUUUGUACUUUAAGUGUCACACUAGUUGUUAGUGACGUGAAUUAAUUAUAUUAACUUCUAGUACAGUAAA